Molecule: messenger RNA, 3903 nt
Organism: Penicillium egyptiacum
Lineage: Eukaryota; Fungi; Ascomycota; Eurotiomycetes; Eurotiales; Aspergillaceae
Source: the annotation of a GenBank genome assembly
AUGGCGGACUCACUCGAUUUCCCAAUAGAGAAAUUAUCCCUAGAAGGCGGUACCUUUGACUCAGCGGCUUUCGAUGCUCGUCUCGCGGACGAAGAGGAUGGCAAGAUCGAGAACUUCCAAGCUCGGAAGCAAGCUCCUCAGAGUGCCCAAGAGUUGCUGACAGAGCUUGAAAAUGAGUUUCUAACCCCAUCAGACCAAUUCAGUACUAACUGGCUGAACACUCUCCAAAGACGAUGGGACGUUUCGACCGAUUAUGCAGAUCUUUUCGAACUCGCCCCAACACAAUCACGGACGGUGACUCGGUUCACACGAGAGGGACUGGAAGGACGCGUUACUGGAUAUAAUCAAGCCACGGUUCCUGCUGCAAGUGCAACAGCCAAAAAUUCCACCUCCCUUCUCCGCCGACCUGCUGGCCGUGCCGAAUUUGUCAGAGGUGCCGCAGGUUUCUUUCCAUUCGCUCCCGGGGGCUUGGACGCCAUCGAGUCCUUGGCAGCAAUGGAGGCCGAUGCUCAGCUCACAGAGCAAUCGAGCACCGGAAAACAAUCUGGGCUCGAUCGCAUUAUCAACUUUGGCACCGAGGGAGGUCUUCUGACGACACCCCCUGGCUUCGAUAACGGUAUCGAUUUUGACGAAGCCAAAUCCAAAGACGCUACCGAAGGUGCCCAAGAAGUCGAAACCGCCCUUCUCCAAGAGGAAAGCGACCUGAAAGUGGAUCAACCCGAGGAAAUUGCCGAUGUCGAUACAGGAGCACAGUCCGAGCUUGAUGAUCUCAGCGACGAGGAAGAUGAAGAAGACAUUGACGCUUUGUUACCGGUUGAGUUUCCGGCAUUGGAACCGCGUACCCAGUUGCUCGCAGGCGUCCACAAACAAAAGGGCAAAGAAUGGGCCCACGUUGUGGACGUCAACAAGGAUAUUCCAAACUUCAAUGAGUUGGUUCCAGAUAUGGCCAGGGAGUAUCCAUUCGAGCUCGACACUUUCCAAAAAGAGGCCGUUUACCACCUUGAGAAUGGCGAUUCGGUGUUUGUUGCGGCCCAUACCUCGGCAGGCAAGACAGUUGUGGCUGAAUAUGCAAUCGCCUUGGCUGCUAAACAUAUGACGAAGGCGAUCUAUACGUCUCCCAUCAAAGCGCUGAGCAACCAGAAAUACCGUGAUUUCAGAGCCGAAUUCGACGAUGUCGGUAUUCUGACAGGUGAUGUUCAAAUCAACCCGGAAGCCAGCUGUCUCAUCAUGACCACUGAGAUCUUGCGAAGUAUGCUGUACCGAGGCGCUGAUCUUAUCCGGGACGUUGAGUUCGUCAUUUUCGACGAGGUGCAUUAUGUGAACGACCUCGAACGAGGAGUGGUAUGGGAAGAGGUUAUUAUUAUGCUUCCAGAGCAUGUUACAUUGAUCCUUCUCUCUGCCACUGUGCCCAAUACCCGGGAGUUUGCAUCAUGGGUGGGCCGUACAAAGAAGAAGGACAUAUAUGUGAUUUCAACCCACAAGCGACCUGUUCCGCUGGAGCACUAUCUCUGGGCCGGGAAGAGCAAGCACAAGAUCGUCGACUCCAACAAGAGAUUCCUUGAGAGCGGCUGGAAGGCAGCGGAUGAUAUUCUGUCCGGUAGAGAUAAGGUCAAAGCCAUGAAGGAGGCUGAAGCUCAGGCGCAGUCGGCGCAAGCUAGGGCACCAGCCCCUCAGGGCCGGGGACGUGGUCAACCACCGAAUGUCAGAGGUGGUCGCGGCGGCCCACAGCGUGGAGGCCCGCCACGAGGCCGGGGACAGAUCGGCGGACAGUAUGCCAACCGAGGAACGGGUAACAUUGCUCGCACAGGCCGUGGCGGUGGUCGUACCAGUGCGGCCCAGGACAAAAACACCUGGGUGCAUCUUGUUUCGCAUCUUCGCAAAGAAGACUUGCUGCCGGGAUGUGUCUUCGUCUUCUCCAAGAAGCGAUGCGAAGAGAACGCGGAUUCACUGUCAAACCAAGACUUCAGCAAUGCGAACGAGAAGAGUUUGACACACAUGUUCAUUGAGAAGUCACUCACCCGAUUGAAGCCUGAGGACCGCACGCUGCCGCAAAUUCUUCGCCUUCGGGAGCUACUAAGCAGAGGCAUUGCUGUUCACCAUGGCGGUCUCCUGCCCAUAAUGAAGGAAGUUGUUGAGAUUCUCUUCGCUAGGUCUCUCGUAAAGGUCCUGUUCGCAACGGAAACCUUCGCUAUGGGCUUGAAUCUUCCCACCCGAACUGUGGUAUUCUCCGGGUUCCGUAAGCACGACGGCAAAAGCUUCCGUGAUCUUCUGCCCGGCGAAUAUACGCAAAUGGCGGGACGUGCUGGUCGUAGAGGCCUUGACAACGUGGGGUAUGUUAUCGUGACAAACAGCGGAAAAGACGAGGCGCCAUCUGCUGCCUCGCUGAAACAGAUGAUCCUUGGAGCCCCGACAAAGCUCAGGUCUCAAUUCCGACUCACAUACAACAUGAUAUUGAACCUGUUGCGUGUGGAAGCCCUGAAGAUUGAGGAAAUGAUCAAACGGAGUUUUAGUGAAAACGCAACGCAAGCUCUCUUACCGGAACAGGAGAAGCAAGUCCAGGUAUCUGAGGCCAGUCUUGCGAAAAUCAAACGGGCACCAUGUGAAAUCUGUGACCUGGAUUUGAUUGCAUGCCAUAACGCCGCCAUGGAGUAUCGAAAGCUCACAGCUGAAUUCCACGCUGAACUGCUAUCAUCGCCUGUCGGCAAACGUCUUUUCACAAUGAAGAGGUUGGUGGUGUACCGCAAGGACGGACUGCGUACCGCUGGUGUUAUCACGCGCGAUGGGGUUUCCGCGGGAGUCGUCGGGGCUGUGCCCUGCAUUCAAGUGCUUGAGAUCGGAACGUUGAGAAGCAAGCGGCACCCCACCGACAUUCUUCCAUUCUUGCCUAUGUUCCGACCAUACUUCCAACCACUCCCCAAUCGCGUCGAUGACAUGAGCCUUCGCAUAUGCAAGAUCCCGCUAUCCGAUGUCGAGUGCGUGACAAACACCCUGGUUAAGAUCACAAAACCGAUAUGGUAUCUGAACAUUAAGAAAGAGUCUAUCAAGUGGGCUGAAAAGGAACUGUGUCAGUACACUAGCUCUUGGAUCGAUACGGCCUGGGACGAAAUCGAUUGGCAACGUAUCAAAGAGAUGGAAAUCCGCGAUAUCCUCGACAAACGACAAGCUCAGGCAGAGAUUGCUCAGUCAUGCCACUGUCUACAAUGCCCUGAUUUCGUGAACCACUUCGAGAUGCAACACGACGAGUGGCAAGUCAAAGAAAACAUCUCGGAGCUGAAGCAACUGAUGUCGGACCAAAACCUUCAACUACUUCCGGAUUAUGAGCAGCGCAUUCACGUGCUGAGGGAGCUCGGCUUUGUUGACGAGCAAUCCCGUGUACAACUGAAGGGCAAGGUGGCGUGCGAGAUUCACUCCGCCGACGAGCUGGUACUGACCGAGUUGGUCCUCGAGAAUGUUCUUGCUGAAUACGAACCGGAGGAGAUUGUUGCACUCCUCUCCGCAUUUGUAUUCCAGGAGAAGACAGAGAGCACCCCUACCCUCACUCCUCGUCUGGAGAAGGGCCAGAAGGAGAUCGUUCGUAUCGCCGAGAGAGUGAAUGAUUUCCAGAUCCUGCACCAAGUCAUUCAGUCUAGUGAGGAUGCCAACGACUUCGCCAGCACGCCACGCUUUGGUCUCGCCGAGGUUGUUUAUGAGUGGGCCAAGGGAAUGUCUUUCAAUCGCAUCACAGACCUCACGGACGUGAUGGAGGGUACUAUUGUUCGGGUGAUCACCCGACUGGACGAGACUUGUCGCGAAGUGAAGAAUGCGGCCAAAUUGGUCGGCGACCCGACCCUUUACACUAAGAUGCAGCAGGCUCAGGAGUUGAUCAAGCGCGAUGUCAUCUUCGCGGCCUCUCUUUACAUGUGA